AGGACAAGGAGAGAAGAGACGGAGAGUUUCUGAUCACAUGAAGAGUGUAUUUUUUUCUCUUAAAUCUAGAUUAGUACGUUGUCAAAGAGACUGGAAGUUGAAGAAGCAAAGAAGAGUUUGAAAAUACAUCCUCGCCAAGCAGCCUCCUUGAUUUUUUAAAUAAUAAUAUUGCAUAACGGAAUACGGAGAGAAGAGGAGAGUUUUCUUUCCUUUAAAGAAAAGUAUUGAUCUCUCCAUUCUUUAGGGUGUAGUUUUAUAUUCAACACUGAAAAAGUAUAUGUAACCGUCAAAUGGAAGCACUAGGAAAUGGGAAUUCUCGAGUAAUAAUGAAGAUGAUAAUGAAGAAUGUGUUGAAUGAGAGUUUUUGGAGUGAUAUGGAUUACCUUAGAGCUUCAAAGAUUGAUGGUUGGUUCUAUUCUGUUUCUAAGACACUCGCAGAAAAAGCAGUGCUUGAAUUUGGGAAAGAGAAGGGAUUGGAUGUUGUGACUUUGGUUCCAACCUUUGUUAUUGGACCUUGGAAAAGUAUAGGUGACAAAGGUCCAUUUGGUUCGCUCCUUCAGGCUCCUAUGGUGCAUGUGGAUGAUGUGGCUAGAGCCCAUAUAUUUCUACUUGAACAUCCUAAUCCAAAAGGGAGGUAUAAUUGUUCAGCAUCUUUGGUUACUGUUGAAACAGUAUCCCAAGUUUCUUCUAAAUAUCCGGAAUUCAGCUGUCAACACUAGAGUCCAGUUUUGUUACAUUUCUCUAUGUUCUUUUGGUUUACACAUGAAAUAGACAUGCAUAAAUAUAACUCAAUUAGUUGUAUGUUCUUGCAUUGCAGCAAGUAAAUUGAAGCAAAUUAAAGGUGCCAAGUUACGAAAUUUAUCAUCAAGGAAACUCCCAGAUUCUGGAUUUGUAUUCAAGCUAAGUAUGGACUUGACGAAAUGGUUGAUGAUGCAAUUCGACCUUGGAAAGAAAAGGGUUAGAUGUGAGGUUGUUUAUUUAUG
Molecule: messenger RNA, 983 nt
Organism: Arachis stenosperma
Lineage: Eukaryota; Viridiplantae; Streptophyta; Magnoliopsida; Fabales; Fabaceae
Product: vestitone reductase-like
Exons: 4
Coding region: 291-719 (142 amino acids)
Molecular function (GO): oxidoreductase activity, acting on the CH-OH group of donors, NAD or NADP as acceptor
Source: RefSeq, a predicted model, not a curated record